AUGUGUGUGAUAUUCUGGACGACCUCUCAUCCGACCUACGACCUAGUUAUAGCCUCAAAUAGGGACGAGUUUCUUUCUCGACCCACCUUGCCUGCUGCUUGGCACUCGUUCUCUUCUCCCACUACCUCCUCUACCUCGUCGAGCUAUGAGGCAUCGCAUGAUAUACUAAGCGCACGAGACGCAACAGGGGGAGGAACCUGGCUGGGCAUCACACGAAAUGGUGCAUUCGCCACUCUAACCAACUUUACCGAACUCUCCGCACCCCUGCCUGAGGGAAUGGACCUUUUCGAAUCUCGUGGCAAACUCGUUCGGGAUUGGCUUAGCUCUCAAUCCUCCCUCAAAGCCAAGAGGAGUGCAGAAGAGGUGAAAGGCGAGGUGGAGAGGUAUUUGAAAGGUCUUGACGGCAAACUGGACAGGUUUCCUGGCUUUAAUCUGUUAGUUGGCUCAAUAUCAACCGAGGGAACUCUCGUGGGUUAUAUAACCAAUCGUAAUGCCGACGCAAGUCUCACUCGUAAUAGAGAACCGGAUAUCUUCCUCCCCACCAACCCAGAAGGAAAGGUACCGGGAGGCAUGUCCAACAGUGUCCUAUCUCAACCCUGGAGUAAAGUGAGCCAAGGAUCAUCCACGUUCUUAUCCACUCUCAACCGUUCGCACAGCUCAGAAGAUCAAAUCAUCCAAGAGCUCUACAAUUUGCUAUGGACAAGCUCGACCCCAGCUCCAGCACAAAGAUCAGAGUUACGCAACUCGGUCUUGAUCUCACCACUGCAGUUACCAACGACGGCCGAGGGUGGGAGGGAUUGGUAUGCGACCAGAACUUCAACUGUCAUUCUGAUAACGAAGCAUGGCAGAGCGAGGUUGGUUGAGAGAGAUACCUUCGCCGUGCAAGGGGGCAAGGCGGUCUUGGUGAACGGUCCAGAAGCAAGUGCGCCGGUCAAGGGUCAAAGUGGUGGGCAGAGGUCGUUUGAAUGGAAGAUCGAGUAG
This is a messenger RNA of Ustilago hordei, 981 nucleotides long. RefSeq lists its product as uncharacterized. The coding region runs from base 1 to 981 and encodes 326 amino acids. Lineage: Eukaryota; Fungi; Basidiomycota; Ustilaginomycetes; Ustilaginales; Ustilaginaceae. Gene Ontology annotation, cellular component: Golgi apparatus. Gene Ontology annotation, biological process: Golgi organization; protein secretion. The record is from RefSeq and is a predicted model, not a curated record. The transcript has a single exon.